AAUUGAUAUAAAAAGUGUGAUGCAUAAGCCACCUAACGCAUCCAAUACUUUUGGAGCCGACACGUAAACGAUUUUAAAAUUUCUACGGAGUAUGCCGGUCAACCAAAACAGAAAAGGAAAACAUCAAGCCGCACCAAUUAAAUCAAAUCAAGUGGAGUUAAAAAUGAAAAAGUAAACUCACAAGAAACAUGAAGUCUGUUACACGGCCAGAUCUCAUGACCUUCCAAACAGUUGGGCGGUGAAUUUUCAUCGCACUCAACGCUCGUAGUACCUCCGGCGACAAUAUACUACGGCGAGCUCUCACCGGAGACAAAUAUCAACACAGCAAUUCGAGCGAGAGCCAAACGGGUAAGGCGAGAAAUCAACACAACGAUUCGAGCUCUUCUCUGGCCUCUCUGAUCGGCAACAAGGAAAGUCGAGAAAUCACCGCUUGUACUUCGCUUCAGUCGGCUCUCCAGUUCAGGGGCCCGGGAGUGACAGUACUGAUUUUGUCGUGGGUGAUCACGCUAUACACAUUGUGGCAAAUGGUGGAGAUGCAUGAGCCCGAAGGCGGGGGUACGGGGAAGAGGCUCGACCGGUACCACGAGUUAGGGCAAUACGCAUUCGGAGAGAAAAGAGGGCUAUAUAUUGUGGUGCCACAGCAGUUGGUGGUACAAAUUGGAGUUAACAUAGUUUACAUGGUGACUGGGGGCACAUCUUUGAUGAAGUUCUGUCAAACUGUUUUCCCUACUUGGAAACCGCUCAAGAGGACAUAUUUCAUUAUGAUAUUCGGAUCUGUUCACUUUGUCCUCUCCCAUCUUCCAAACUUCAACUCUAUCGCUUUGAUAUCUCUUGCGGCCGCAAUCAUGUCAUUGAGUUAUUCAACGAUAGCAUGGGUGGCAUCAGCCCACAAAGGGGCUCAACCAGAUGUGGACUACUCACUGAGGGCGCCGUCGACCGCCGGGAAAGUGUUCCGGUUCUUCAGCGCCUUAGGUGACGUGGCGUUCGCCUAUGCCGGCCACAACGUUGUUUUGGAGAUUCAGGCGAGCAUCCCGACCAGCCCCGAGGCGCCCUCCAAGAAACCCAUGAUGAAGGGCGUCUGGGUCGCCUACGCCGUCGUCAUGCUUUGCUAUUUUCCGGUGGCUUUCGUCGGCUACUGGGCUUUCGGGAACUCCGUGGAGGACAACAUUCUCAUUUCCCUUGAAAAACCUGCUUGGCUUAUCGCCACCGCUAACCUCUUUGUUGUCAUUCAUGUCAUUGGGAGCUAUCAGGUUUUUGCAAUGCCGCUCUUUGAUACUGUAGAAAGUUGGCUAGUAAGGUCAAUGCAUUUUAAGCCGACAUGGUACCUUCGGGCCGUUUCUCGUACGACUUAUGUGGCAUUAACUUUAUUCUUGGCUUGCACAUUCCCGUUCUUUGGCGGGUUGCUUGGAUUUUUCGGAGGCUUUGCUUUUGCACCGACCACCUACUUCCUUCCCUGCAUCAUAUGGCUCAAGAUUAAGAAGCCCAAGAUAUUAAGUUGGACAUGGAUCAUAAACAUUAUAUGCAUUAUCCUUGGAAUUUCUCUAAUGGUGGUAGCUCCAAUAGGCGCAUUAAGACAGAUAAUAUUGCAAGCCAAAGAUUACAAGUUCUAUUCAUAGCUAUGCAUUACGAAUCCAAACUGUUUCUAGGAUUUAGUUCUAUUCUUUACGUUUUUUAGUAAUAAUUACAUAUGAUAACUUCGAAUAUUUGUCCACUGUAUAUGGCUCUGAUCAAAUAAGCUAGGUCAGACAGGGAUUGAUCGGAAUUUGGCUGAGGCAUUUUUAGUUAAUUAGCUCCUCAAGUAAAGAGAUUAUUGUUCUAUUGUUUAGCUAAUUAAUACUUCGUAUAUGAGUAAUUGUCCUAAGUAGGACUAAAACAUAAUGAAAAUCCACUGAUAGGACCUUAAAUUUUGUAUUCCUUAAAUGAGAUUAUAUUAGUCCUAUGUAGAAACAUGAUACCCUUGUAAUUUCCGUACGUAUGUUUGUGUUUUUAGUUAGUUUUUGUUGUUUGAUA
This is a messenger RNA of Cuscuta epithymum, 2010 nucleotides long. The record is from the annotation of a GenBank genome assembly. Lineage: Eukaryota; Viridiplantae; Streptophyta; Magnoliopsida; Solanales; Convolvulaceae.